GGACGGUGAUAAAUGAGCAAGAGGGAAGGGGGAUUUUCUCCUGACUUGAUGAAGCCCCUGCGGACGGGCUCUUUGUCGUUUUUGGUCAAAUCCGGAUAAUCGUGAUAUAUGCCACCUUGAGGAAAUACAAAUAUCAUCUUUAUCCUCGCUUCCAUGCGGUCCUCAUCACCAAAGGCAAACCUCAUCCACCGCGCUAUUUGUGCUUGUGGGACCGGUAGCAUCACGAAACAAGUAGUCUAGGUUUUUCGAAAUAGAAGCCAUGUUUAGUAUCUGCGAAACUCUACUGUGUUGCUGUUGACUUUGAUGAGGGUAAGACACAUACCAUGGAGGCAAAAAUCGAAGCUUUGAAGAAGGAGUACGCCCGGGAAAGACGUCGAAGAAAGCAGUGCGAAGCAGAAAUUCGCUGGAUUCAAUAUGGCCCGCUAAUCUGUGAUAAAUUUAGGAAGUGUAACAAAAAACAAGCUGCAUCCACAUUGUUUUCAGGAGUUGUAGUACCAUUUGCAUGUUAAGCAUUGACAAGUGCUGUACCGCAUACAAACACAUUUUCAUCCGCUGCAUCAACCGCAUUUCCACCACACACGAUGUGCUCUUUCUUGCGCGUCGCGAGAAAGGUUGAUUUCAAGGUCUUUCUAGAGAGUGUCACAGCUGGUGACCGUUCCAUAAUCAGUCCAAUCUGAAGUCGAAUUUAAACGAGGAAAGCUUGACGCAAUUGGACCACAGCUGUUCCUUCAAGCGGCUCGGUGGCGAAUGUAUGUCGGCGAACAGACGGAGUUUUUCAAAGUGGAAGGGCGUAUUUUUUUCGUGCGCGAAAUCUGUUGUAUCAAACAAUCUGCAGCAGAACCGGUGCAGCGAGCUGAGUGUGAAUUGCACACGACGUGAAUGGUUGAUUUGUUUCGAUGCGCGAAAAACAAGCAGGGGCAAAUCAAUAAUGCAGAAAGCCCAGCAGAUGCAUAGUCAUUGAAAAUCAAUUUUGUUCGCGCGCGCGAUGAGAAGUCAAAGCAGCUUCUGCGUAGCACCUUCAUUUCCUGGAAUCAGUUAAGUACGCUUCUGCGGCCGCCGCGUUUGCGCACUUGAAAUUCCCUCCACUUUGCAAAAUUUUGUGUGCCGCUGGGAUAAUGUUCGGCGAGUGGCAGCGGAAGCUCGCCAUCGCGCGUGCGAUCCACGAUCAAGCUGAGCAGGAGGCGCCCCCACCAGAGAAAGUUGAGUACGACGGCAGCCGCGCCCGGCAGACUUUCGAGAAGACCAAGCAAGAUUUCCAUGACAAUCGCUACCUGAAUCGAGAAACCUUUCGCUUUUGCUAA
This is a messenger RNA of Amoebophrya sp. A120, 1301 nucleotides long. The record is from the annotation of a GenBank genome assembly. Lineage: Eukaryota; Dinophyceae; Syndiniales; Amoebophryaceae.